AUGGUCGCGGACGACUUGAAUGAAGGCUGCAAUAUUGAUGACUUCCAGGACCUCGAUAAUAUGAAUGAUAUUUCGGUUGCAGGGCUGCUCGACGCCUAUUCUCUAGCUGACCAUUACAACCCGCUCGAGCUCUCUCAGACAUCAGGCAUUCUCCGACAGUUUCUGGUUCCGGAAGACAGCUUGCUUGGAUGUUCUGCGAGCCAAAGUGCCACACGGUGUGGCCCACACCCCCUUCAGAGGGCCUCCCGGCGCACCGCGAUUCAGCCGUUUAUGAGAGAGGACGCGUCGGCUAUGGAGAGAAGAUUCCGCCUACAUCGUCGACCUCCCCUAGUGAUACGAGCGGCUGAUGGGUCACAAUCUUUCGGUAUAUUGAUUGCGGAUGGCCUGGAUCUACUCAUGAUUCGAGGGUAUUUACGAAUAGCUCUUUGCCAAAACGGUUGCAGCAACUAUCACCGUACUAGGAGUUACAUACUAACCUCUUACAAGAAUAACCACAAACCGCCGCUGAACCAAGUGCAAAGUCAAUAUCGAGACUGUCUGUGCGCCGCAAGAGUCAUCAUCGAGCAGGCCUUUGGGUGGCUAAAGAUGAGGGCGCACUAUAGAGAGACUUGUGGAGAAGCGCGCGCCCAGGGUCUCUGGUGGUGCAGAAUAAGCUCGGCCCACCUCAGAAUUUACAGAAGCCUAACCAAGAAGUACGUCUCUAUUCCUACCUGCUAUGUUGACGACGUCUGCCUUCUCGUUCCUGCGACCUUGGCACCUUUUCUAACGGCAGUAUACGCCUUGAUUAUCAAGUCCCUCGGCUUUGAGGUUGCCUGGCACAAACUUACUAUGGCUUCAAGUGAUCCCACCGUUCUGGGGUUCACCUUCCAUGUCGACAAGUCCCCAACGACUCAGGCACCUGCCGGGUGCGCUGCGAACACAAGCUGA
This is a messenger RNA of Perkinsus marinus ATCC 50983, 927 nucleotides long. RefSeq lists its product as hypothetical. Lineage: Eukaryota; Perkinsozoa; Perkinsida; Perkinsidae. The record is from RefSeq and is a predicted model, not a curated record. The transcript has 6 exons. Bases 1 to 927 code for a protein of 308 amino acids.